UUGGUUUUGACAUUCGAGAUUAAACAUGAGGUUCUUUCGAAAUAAAUGUGCUUUCUUUGAAAGGUCGCACCCUAAUUUAAACGUAUUUGUCAGAAAUGCAAGUCAGCCCAUCAAAAGGGCUCCCUAUCCCCCCAGCCAUGGCCUUGUGUAUAUAAGGAGACCUACCGGGACCUGGUCUCACCAGGAGCAGCACGCACACACAGAGAGAGGGGGUCACUGACAACCAGUGAGAGCCCCUUCAGCAUCAUGGACAAAGAUCACGUCCUGGGUAGCGACAUCUCUUCGUCGUCCAGGUUCAGCCGCAAGUUCAUCGUCAUCUCCGCGACGCUGCUGCUGCUGAUCGUGGUGGUGGUGACGGCCGUGCUACUGGGGGUCUUCAUUGGGGGCAAGAACGCAACAGAGCUCUACCAGUUCUCCGUGAAUAAUAAUGACGGCAAAGUUGAGCAGCAGACGGUGCAGGUGAAUCCGAAGGAGAACAUCGCCACCUUCUACAUCCAGAGUGCCAACCUCUCCUCCACCGUGCUCCUCGACUACAACACGAUGCUGAUGGUGCUGAGAACAAACGACCUUGACAGCUGCUACGUUCGGAAAAUGGAGGGCGGAAACUUCACGUCGCUGUCAGAUCUCAGCAACAGCCUCAAGAACCUCAACGGUAAGCCAGUGCAGGAGAGAGACAACUCAAGCUCCAUAUCGUUCGUCCCCGGUCCCGAGAUCUUCGACCGAUCCCUGUUCAGCCGCAGCGCCAACCUCCUCUGCCAGGACGUGAGAUCGUUCUGGCUCGUCCAGGGCGACCCCAACACCCGGCGACUAUGCAUCAAGUGGCGGAUCAAAAUAAGAGUAUGUCUCCGCCAUCGGUGUGUUUAUAUCUUGGUGUGCAUUUCAUGGUAGCGUUAUAUUUUGUUGGUAAGGCCCUGUGUUAAGUUCAUCAAUGUGGGUGAAACGAGUAAUCGGGUCACGGUGAUUUAUAAUCUUAAACUACACGCGGGGUUUGUGCGCUUCUGCUCUCUCUUGGCUUUCACGUCACAACUCGUCCAAAAAUCACCCUUCCGAAACCCACCGGUUGGAAACUGUCAUGAGGCCUAAAGUAACAAAAAGUUCAGCAUAUUAUCUCCCCACCACCACCACCACCACCAAUUUUCUUCUGCCCAAAAUUGAACAUUUUCCCUUUUGGAUGGCUCUAGUUACAACUACAGUAUAUGUACAUGUAGCUGAUCUGCUGUGUCCCCUCUUGAAUCCUAAAUAGACAGCAACAACAGCGCUAAAAAUUAGAAAGUUCGGAGACGAUGAGGAGUGGUCACUCUGCGCUCUGUUCUGCCCUCCGGGAGAAGUGGGGCAACUCAGAAGGGCAAUCGCGUGUCUGCAAUAUCUGCAAUAGCGAUCGGAGGGACACCCUCCCACAUCACAACAACACCGCAGCCGAAUUCCUCUGCUAAUGGGAUUGAGCGGCGCCAGUGUUAAUAUUUUAGACCCAAAUAUUACGAGUAUUUUGCAUAUUCAAAUCAACUUUAAUAUCAAAGUCUUCAUUGUGCAUAUAUUAAUUAACCACCAGCAACUCAAUCGACAGCCAAUUAACAUUACCGACUUCAUGUCGGUCGAUUGACAUUCAAGUAAUAUCAAUUAAAGUUACAUGCAACUUACCCGUCCAGAAGUUUGUCCAAAUCUAAAUUGGGCGCGUGCACGUGGGGACCCGGGCUCCAAUCCCUGAUCACGACUGCUUUCUCUUAUCAUCAUCAUCAUAAAGAAACGCACCUGGCUACCAGUAGCUAUGCAAAAUGGUUUGUUAGGUUCCCAUAUGCUACAGAGUGCACAAUUAUACAAGAAAUCACGGGGAAUGCUCCCCAAUGUCAUCAGAUCGCAGCAGACGCACGCGAUGAUUGAGCCUAAAGGGGGUUUGUUAAAUCUAUUGGACGGGUAAAUAAAAACAACAACAAGUCAACAAUAAACGGAGAGCGAUGAUGUUUCUCCCCCACGGAAAGAGGUCUUCGACAAACCAAACGCAUUCGGCACGGAGCGAGUUACCUUGAGGUCGGUGUGAGCGACACGGGACGUCGUUCAUCCAAUCACAGGCAGUUACGAUCACAACACUGCAGUAAAACAACAACAGCAGCAACAACGAUAAUAAAGGACUGUAGUUUGGGGUUAGAUCGCGUAAAUGUAAAGGUGUGUCGUUCACUCACCACCACCCGACACAGCCAAUUAGUGAGGUUUGUCACGUAAACGAAAACGCGCAAAUUAGUUUAGGACUUCAGCGCACCGGUUGUGUGUCGGAGAGUAAACCCCGCACCAUUUACAAUUUUAGUACUGCGACGUUUCGCUCGUGAUUACAACAACAACAACAAUCAGCCUAAUCAGGCGAAUUGCCACAAACGUGUAAACCACAGCAAGCGGCACCAUGAGUGGCCGCUACAGAGAAACAGCAGACGUCCUUCAUAUUGUACGAAUACACUUUUGACUUUUUAAAAAUACGCUUCGUUAUUCUCUUUGUUCGUCGCGUGUGAACAAAAAAUAAAAAUGUUACUUCA
This is a messenger RNA of Petromyzon marinus (sea lamprey), 2522 nucleotides long. NCBI's taxonomy places the organism in Eukaryota, Metazoa, Chordata, Hyperoartia, Petromyzontiformes, Petromyzontidae. The record is from RefSeq and is a predicted model, not a curated record.